Molecule: messenger RNA, 1545 nt
Organism: Somion occarium
Lineage: Eukaryota; Fungi; Basidiomycota; Agaricomycetes; Polyporales; Cerrenaceae
Source: the annotation of a GenBank genome assembly
AGGGCCGAGGCAUCAUUAUUCUAUGCUUUCCGAGAGACGCCACGUACAACGACGUUUUCUUCCUUUCAACCAAUAUCCAACGCUUUUCAUACCCUCGUAUCCUUACUACAGGACAUUCUUCAUAGAUACCCCACAUAGAUGGCAGCGACACCGAAGACAGAUCGUCACGCUACAGACGUCUCCGUCGCUCGACCUGCAGGUGGUAGCUCAUCGGAAUCGGGUGCUACCAUUCACCCUUCGUUCACCUUCGAGGAUGCAGAUGUCGUUCUAUGCUCUAAAGACGGUAUAUCUUUCCAGGUAUUCCGUAUAUGCCUCAGACUCUCCUCGGGCUGGUUCCGCUCCUUAUAUACUUUGCCUCAAAACGAGGCAAGUAGCUCCACCGAGACCAUCUACAUGGAUGAGUCUUCAGAUACGCUUGCCAUCUUGUUGAGCAUCGCUCAUGGACAAGAUGUACCGCAGCUCAAGGAUAUGGACGAGGUCGAGUCUGCGAUACAUGCAGCGGAGAAGUACGAUAUGCCGGGAGUGCUGAAUUACAUUCGUCAGGGUCUACUUCGCUUCGCUGAACAACAUCCAGUCCGAGUGUAUGCGUUGGCAUGUAGAUGGGGAUGGAUAGACGAGGCGAAAGUCGCAUCCACGCAUACAGUCAAACUUGACCUUCUAUCAUCCUCCGUUCUCCCAUCGCUGAAUGCCAUGGAUUCGGCAGAUUUAGCCAGACUCAUGUUCCUACAUCGUCAAAGGAGGGAUUGUCUUCGAGAGCGGCUGGACUCCGAAGAAGUAUUCUACGCCAACGUCGUUCCCUCGAGAUGCCAGAAUCCUACAUGCAACGCCGAAGUCAUACACGAUAAAUGGCACCAGCUCAAGUAUCAUUGGCUCACUACCAUUGAUAAAGAUCCUGCGUUGUUUUCAUCACGGACGGCGUUGCUGGAGGGGCCUGAGGUGUUGGACGUGAUUAACUUCAAGUGCGCACGAUGCACUAAGAAGCAGUAUAAUACCGAGAGUACUUUGACUAAUCUGAGGAACCUCCUUGAUGAGCUUCCUCGGGCUGUUGAGGUAUGUAUGACGUGCCCGACCAGUGUCGGCUUUCAAAACGCUGAAGAUUCCUCCCAUUCAGUUUUGACUGUCUACGUGGUCGCACUCAUGACGUCUCUCAGGGCCCAGCGGUGCAUCAGCACCUACGGAUGCAAUGAUAUGGCUACACUCCCACACCAACCAUGGCCUUCGGGGACAGAUGGGAACUUCGGAUACUGGUUAUUCCUGGAUCUCAGUUGAGGUUGCGAAGGCGGUUCGUUUGGGUGUGCCCGCGCAUCUUGGUUUGUCCAUCCAGUGCUUGAAUCUUGGAGUCCAUGCUCUUUCGUUGGAUCGAACUCGAUUGUAUCCUGACUAUCCCCAUUGAUUUAUAUUGUAGCCCAAAGCGAUUCAUCCUUUCGUUUGUCGGAAAGCGGGCUUGCCAAUUCUAAACAUCAUUUCUUCAGGAGCGCAAGAUUGUAUGCUUUCGCCCAGUACACGUAACGUCGAUUAUCUCGAAAUGCAGAUGACAUCGCAUGU